AUGACUUGGAUUUGGUUCGAUUAUUCAAUGGACUUUUUCUUGAGGUUUGCCGAAUGCGUCUUUUGGAAGAGAAUGCAAAGACAAAAGAGUCAACAGGAUGUAUUAGGUGUUGAAAGAUUAGAUCUUGCCUAUCGAGAAAUGACAGAGAUCAAUCCAAAGAUUGUAGAAAAGUUUGGAGGUACUGUUAAAUCUUUAGAUCUAACAAGUAACUUUUUAGAAAAGGACUUGAUGGUAUUAGAAGGAUUUAGACAAUUACAAACAUUGGUAUUAGAUGAUAAUAGAUUGACAUCACAUACAAAGUUCCCAAUGAUGUCACAGUUGCAUACAUUGUGGGUCAAUGGAAACAAUAUAGAAAAUUUACCAAUGUUUAUUGACAAGUUGACGGGUACGAUGCCUUCACUCAAGACAUUGAGUAUGAUGAAGAAUGUGGCGUGUCCAAACUAUUUCAAUGGACACUCGUUGCGUGAAUACAGAGAUUAUAGAUUAUAUGUUAUUAGUAAACUGCCUGGGUUGGUACAGCUCGAUGCCGAGACGGUCACAUUAGAGGAGAAACAAGAGUCGGCACGUGUCUAUGGUGGUGCCAAAACUGACAUUAAAGAGGCUGCUGCCAAACCAUUUACCAAAGGUGAGGAGGAUGUCGAAGAAGACCCCAAGAAAAAGAGAGAGGAUGCCGAGAAACAACUCAUCGUCUAUAAACUUGCCAAAAGACAAGACCGUGAUGAAAGAAGAAAGAAGAGAGUUGAAAAACGUGAGAAACGUUCACAAAAACAAUUGGUUAAAGAAAAAGAACAAAUUCAAAAAGAAAAGGAAAAGAUUAAAAAGGAUGAUGAUUUUACAGAUUCCGAGGAGGAAGAUGAAGAAGAGGAUAGAAAAAGAGAGGAAGAAAAGACAAAAAAGAAAGAAAAGAAAUUAUCAACAAUACCAACACCUCCACCUGCUCCACCUCUUCCAUCAGGUUCAAAAGGAGAAGGAAAUAGUGAAACCAAUGGAAAACAACUACCAAUAUUCCCAAGUGAACAAGCACCACUUGCAAUCAUACCACCAAUUCCAACACGACGUGUUAGCGAGUAUGAUGUGGCAGAUGAUGAAGCUAGUAGUCUUGUCACUGACGACUCGGAUCAAUCCGAUUUACCUGUACAUAAAAAAUCAACCUUUUCUCCAGUUCCACCUCCAUCUCUAUCAUCUACCAACAACAACAAAAAUGUAUAUUCUCCUUCACCUGCAACAAAACAAAAUCAAGAUAGUGAUGAUGAUGAUGAUGAUGAUGACGAUGAUGAUGAUGACGACGAUGAUGAGACAACUACAUCAGAAUGGUCGUCAGAUGAAAUGUUGGAACAUGGAAAUGGUGAUGAUGACGACGACGAUGAUGACUUGGACCCAAGAUUAGCCAACAAAUUCCCAACUAUUUUAACACUAAAAGAUCAAUACUAUCAAGAUGAACAGGAUAGUGAUGACGAUGAUGAUGAUGAGGAUGAACAAGAGGUCACUCAUUACCGAAUCCCAGUUGCUCCAAGACCAUAA
Messenger RNA from Cavenderia fasciculata, 1521 nucleotides. RefSeq names its product leucine-rich repeat-containing protein. The transcript is spliced from 3 exons. The coding region runs from base 1 to 1521 and encodes 506 amino acids. The record is from RefSeq and is a predicted model, not a curated record. NCBI's taxonomy places the organism in Eukaryota, Evosea, Eumycetozoa, Acytosteliales, Cavenderiaceae.